AAGCGCACUUCUGUUCGUCCCGGGACGGCGACGGCGUCGGCGGCGCUGGCGGCGGCGGCGGCGGCGCGGGGCAUGGUCCCCGGAUCCGAAGGCCCGGCCCGGGCCGGGGGCCUGGUCGCUGAUGUGGUGUUUGUGAUCGAGGGGACGGCAAACCUGGGACCGUACUUCGAGGGACUCCGCAAGCACUACCUGCUGCCCGCCAUAGAGUACUUCAACGGGGGACCACCCGCAGAGACGGACUUUGGGGGAGACUAUGGCGGAACCCAGUACAGCCUUGUGGUGUUCAACACAGUAGACUGCGCUCCAGAGUCCUAUGUACAAUGCCAUGCUCCUACCAGCAGUGCCUAUGAGUUUGUCACCUGGCUCGAUGGCAUCAAGUUCAUGGGUGGUGGUGGCGAGAGCUGCAGUCUCAUUGCUGAAGGUCUGAGCACUGCUCUGCAGCUGUUUGAUGACUUCAAGAAGAUGCGUGAACAGAUCGGCCAGACCCACCGAGUCUGUCUCCUCAUCUGCAACUCACCCCCAUACCUACUGCCUGCCGUGGAGAGCACCACAUACUCAGGCUGUACGACGGAGAGCCUGGUACAGAAGAUAGGAGAGCGCGGUAUCCACUUCUCCAUCGUUUCUCCGAGAAAGCUGCCAGCCCUUAGGCUUCUGUUUGAGAAGGCGGCUCCUCCUGCCCUACUGGAGCCUUUGCAGCCCCCAGCAGACGUCAGCCAGGACCCCAGGCACAUGGUACUUGUGCGUGGGCUCGUGCUGCCUGUUGGCGGCAGCUCAGGCCCAGGCCCUCUGCAGCCCAAGCAAGCCGUUCCCCUGCCACCAGCUCCAACUUCAGCUGCCACGCUCUCAGCAGCCCCCCAGCAGACCCUGCCCCCGGUCCCACCACAGUACCAGGUCCCUGGGAACCUAAGUGCUGCUCAGGUGGCUGCGCAGAAUGCUGUGGAGGCUGCCAAGAACCAGAAGGCCGGGCUGGGCCCACGCUUCUCACCCAUCAACCCUCUCCAGCAAGCUGCUUCAGGAGUGGGGCCCCCCUUCAGCCAGGCCCCAGCACCCCCAUUAGCUCCUGGGCCCCCUGGAGCUCCCAAGCCACCUCCUGCCUCACAGCCUAGCCUAGUCUCCACUGUGGCCCCUGGACCAGGCCUGGCAGCCCCGGCACAGCCUGGGGCUCCGUCUAUGGCAGGCACUGUGACCCCAGGUGGAGUCAGUGGUCCUUCACCAGCCCAGCUUGGGGGUCCUGCACUUGGUGGGCAACAGUCAGUAUCCAACAAGCUCCUAGCCUGGAGUGGCGUCCUCGAGUGGCAGGAGAAACCCAAGCCUGCAUCCGUGGAUGCCAACACCAAGCUGACAAGGUCUUUGCCUUGUCAGGUCUACGUGAACCAUGGAGAAAACCUGAAGACUGAGCAAUGGCCCCAGAAACUGAUCAUGCAGCUCAUCCCUCAGCAACUGCUGACCACCCUGGGCCCGCUGUUCCGAAACUCGAGAAUGGUUCAGUUCCACUUCACCAACAAGGACCUGGAGUCCCUCAAAGGCCUCUACCGCAUCAUGGGCAAUGGCUUUGCUGGCUGCGUGCACUUCCCACAUACAGCCCCGUGCGAGGUGCGCGUGCUCAUGCUCCUGUACUCGUCUAAGAAGAAGAUCUUCAUGGGCCUCAUCCCCUACGACCAGAGUGGCUUCGUCAAUGGCAUCCGCCAGGUCAUCACCAACCAUAAGCAGGUCCAGCAGCAGAAGCUAGAGCAGCAGCGUGGGAUGGGGGCACAGCAGGCACCUCCAGGCCUGGGCCCCAUUCUGGAGGACCAAGCGAGGCCCCCGCAGAAUCUAUUACAGCUCCGCGCACCACAGCCUCAGCCUCAGGGUGCUGUGGGAGCUUCUGCGGCUACAGGGCAGCCCCAGCCCCAAGGUACUACCCAGGCCCCAACAGGGGCACCCCAAGGUCCUCCUGGAGCAGCCCCUGGCCCACCUCCUUCUGGACCCAUCCUUCGACCCCAGAACCCUGGGGCCAACCCCCAGCUGCGGAGCCUUCUCCUUAAUCCAGCACCGCCCCAGACUGGGGUACCCCCACCCCAGGCCUCCCUACACCACCUCCAGCCUCCAGGGGCCCCUGCAUUGCUGCCGCCACAUCAGAGCCUGGGGCAGCCGCAGCUGGGGCCGCAACUCCUGCACCCUCCACCUACCCAGUCUUGGCCCACACAGCUACCCCAGAGGGCGCCACUGCCAGUGGCCAAACGAAAGAGAGAAGGAGAGGGCCGCGUGUUUCGAGAAAAAUGGGAGCGAGACUAUUUCUUUGUGGAAGUGAAGAGCAUGCCUACGUGCUUAAUAUGCAAAAAAAACGUGUCAGUGCUGAAAGAGUACAACCUGAAGCGCCACUAUGAGUCCCAGCACAGCAGGAGCUACGGUCAGUACACAGCGCAGAGCCGCGACACGCUCCUGCAGGAACUCAAGAGGGCCCUCCGAGCCAGCGAAGCUUUGGAGAGCCAGGAAUAGCCAUGCAGUGCAGUGGAGAGAAGAACUGUCAUCAAGGCUGUCCUGUGAGUCUGACAAGCUUUUGCAGGCUGAAGCACACAGGAGUCAGAGGCCUUACGGAUCCAGUUGCCUGACCCACAGCAGUGGCCUUUUGGUGGCUGCACAGAAACUCUGAGCACAUGGUUAGCUUUAUUUAUUUGUGGUGGUGGUGAUCUCCAUGCAACCGAGGUAGUCUGUGAGGUGGCGCCAAGCCAGCCCCUGACUUUGAAGUGGCUUGCUCUUGUGCAUGCAGACAUCAGAUUCAUAAGCACAGCUACAGUCCCCUCAUGGUGGUCGGGCUGUCCGUCGUGGGGCUGUCCCAUACCUCCGUCCCCACUCAUGGUGGUCGGGCUGUCCAUCGUGGGGCUGUCCCAUACCUCCGUCCCAAGUGGCACUGUUUGCCAGGACCCAGCUCAGAUCCUAGUCUCAGUAACCAGGAAUUGAGAUGCUCAAAGAAACACCAUGACGCCUUGACUCGCAUUCCUGUACUUGAACUGAGCCAGUUGUCUGAGACCAGGACAUGCAGGGAAUCUGAACCGGCCUGUUCAGUUCACUUCAGAGUGUGCCGAGCCGUGCCCUGGUUCCCUGGAGGGAACCUGCUUAGACACUUUUGGUUGAAGUUCCCACCCUUGUGAACACUGACUCUGUCUCAGAAGGGAUAUUCACGAACAGCUCCUGAAUGUAUGACUGGGGUGUGAUCCUGGCAGAUGGAUGCCUUUGCGAGCAACAGUGGGACUGCCUACCCUUGCUGCAGCUGGUUUCUGGAAAUGAGAGUCGGCCAGGACCAGUUACUCACACUGUGAGACCCAAGACCAAGUCCCCUGAGGGCCAUAUUCUACUUGAACCCGAGCUAACACUGGCUAGCUCGCCCUUACGAUGAUGUGAAUGCAGACCCCAGUCCGAGUUGCAGUGCAACAGGGUGCAUGCAGUUCUGCAAGAUGGCGAGGCUCCUUUACCUCUGUCCAGCAGUGUCCUGAGUGUCUGGCUGCCCACACUUGUGACAGUCACUGUUUUCCGUUACUAAAUCAAAAACUCCGUUUUAAGGAUUAAGGUUGAAAUUUCACCUGCCCAUCUCUCUGUCCCAACCAAUGCCAGCACUGACAUCUGGGUGUAGAAGGGCAGGUGUCAACCUUCCACUCAAAAGGCACAAGAGAAUUACAAGAGAGAAAUUUUAAUAACUAAAUAUUUCUAUUUUUCAAUUUGUAUUUUUUCAAUUUUGAAUUUAAAGUAUGAACUCUAGUAUCAUACGUGUUUGUGUUGUAUUCCGUGCGUUCACCAUAGCUCAGUAAAGAUCCAAUUUGAUUAUC
Messenger RNA from Rattus rattus (black rat), 3803 nucleotides. RefSeq names its product mediator complex subunit 25 (gene Med25). The transcript has 18 exons. The record is from RefSeq and is a predicted model, not a curated record. The coding region runs from base 73 to 2478 and encodes 801 amino acids. Gene Ontology annotation, cellular component: mediator complex; transcription regulator complex. Lineage: Eukaryota; Metazoa; Chordata; Mammalia; Rodentia; Muridae. Gene Ontology annotation, biological process: positive regulation of transcription by RNA polymerase II.